Molecule: messenger RNA, 1165 nt
Organism: Chionomys nivalis (European snow vole)
Lineage: Eukaryota; Metazoa; Chordata; Mammalia; Rodentia; Cricetidae
Gene: Mrpl9
Product: mitochondrial ribosomal protein L9
Exons: 7
Coding region: 16-813 (265 amino acids)
Biological process (GO): translation
Cellular component (GO): mitochondrion; ribosome
Molecular function (GO): structural constituent of ribosome
Source: RefSeq, a predicted model, not a curated record
CGCGCCGCCGGAGUCAUGGCCGCCUCCGUGGCUAGCCGGGGUCGGGCUCUGCUGUGGGCUGGCGCUGCUUGGCUGCGGCAGAGAGGCGUCGGGGAGCUACUCCGGGCGCGAAUGGAAGGGGGCACCCCGGGGCGUGACUUCAGUCUGUCUCAUUACCGGAACACGGUCAUCGUAGAGCGCUGGUGGAAGGUGCCGCUGGCCGGGGAGGGCCGGAAGCCGCUCCUGCACCGGCGGCACCGCGUGUAUAAGCUGCUGGAGGACACCAAACACCGACCCAAAGACCCCCUGGAGCUCAUCCUCACGCAGUCCGUGGACGAAAUUGGAGUGCGAGGUGAUCUGGUCUUGGUGAAGAAGUCUGUGGGUCGCAAUAAACUCCUUUCUCAGGGACUGGCAGUGUAUGCAUCACCUGAAAACAAGAAGUUGUUUGAAGAGGAGAAAUUGCUGCGACAAGAAGGCAAACUGGAGAAGAUCCAGACGAAGGCAGGAGAGGCAACAGUGAAAUUCCUGAGAAGCUGUCAUCUAGAGGUGGGAAUGAAGAACAACGUCAAAUGGGAACUGAACCCUGAGAUAGUUGCCCGCCAUUUCUUCAAGAAUCUUGGUGUUGUGGUUGCCCCGCAUGCUCUGAAGUUACCCGAGGAGCCUAUCACGCGGUGGGGCGAGUACUGGUGUGACGUGACUGUAAAUGGACUCGACACUGUAAGGGUUCCCAUGUCCGUAGUGCUCUUUCAGAAGCCCAAAACCAAAAGAUACAAGCGGUGGUUAGCCCAGCAGGCUGCCAAGAGCGUGGCCACCACCAGCUCCCAGGCAGCCUGAAUGUCCUCUGCCUCCAAGACGAAGCAGUCAGAGGAGCAUUGGAGUGAAGCAGGCCAGCACAUGAAGCUGUCCCAGCCCCGAGCAAGCAUGGAUCCUAGAGAACAUGGACUCAGCAGACUGGACAUGUAAGGCUCGCUGAGUUUGUCACCUCUGCCGUCGGCAGUCACCAUGGCCAUCUCUGCAGGCAGUAGAUGUCAUAAGUGAGUAUCAGUGAACUGCAGUAGUCUUCUUAGCCCUUCCUUCCGUUGGAGAGUCUGUGGGAACCAGUGAAGGGCUGAGCCAUUGUGCCUAAAAUGGCUGUGUUCUCAUCCACACUGUGUCUCAUGCAGAAAUAAAGAGUCGUUUAACUGGA